AUGGCAAGUAAGAAUCUUAUUCCUCGCAAAUCAAAUGCUAGACCUAUAACCCCAGGAUCACGAAUUCAAAGCUCAUCAAAAAAAGAAAAUACCCCAUCCAAAAAUCCUUACAGUUCUUCCAACAAAAAUACACUCGGACCUCGGCAUAGACCUUCAUACUCUCAUUCCUCAGCUCCUUCAUCACUCGACGCAAUUACAGACCGAAUCGCUCAGCUCUUAAAAGACGAUUUCUUAAAAAAUCCUUCAAAAACUGCAACUGACAAUUUUACUCACAAUCACAAUCCACCGAAAACUUCCACCCCAAAAGGCAGCGACAAAAAAAAGGCGAAAUCUGCACGGCACAGCCGAACCUCUUCACUUGCAGAAAGGCCUUCAAGUCUGAACACUCUAAGGAAGCUUGAGCCAGAAAAAACCCACCGAAGAAAAUUUUCUCUUGAAACCAAUACAAAUAUCCCUUUAAUUUCACAAGUUUCAUUCUCUACAAAUAAAGGCUAUAUCCCUGAAAACCCAGGGAAAACAAACCAAGAUAACCACUUUGAGUUCACGAAUUUUGCAAACCGCUCUGAUAUGCAUUUAUUUGGAGUCUGUGAUGGGCAUGGAUUUUAUGGUGGAGAGGUUUCAGGGUUUGUGAAAAAGAGACUGCCUGAGCUUCUGGCAAAUGAUCCAAACCUGUAUACGUCUCCAAAAAAAGCAAUAAUAGCAAGCAUUUUAAGAUGCAACUCGGAUUUGCAAGACCUGGAAAUUGAUAUCAAUUUCAGUGGCACGACGCUGAUAAUGGUCCUUAUUAAAGGCACAACACUUUUUUGUGCAAAUGUAGGAGAUUCGAGAGCUUUAAUAGCUAGACAAGUCAAUGAUACGUCAAAUACGACAGCUUCAGGUAGACAUUGGAUGUCAAUUGUUUUGUCGCGGGAUCACAAGCCAGAUGAAAAAGACGAGUCUGCUAGAAUUUUACACUGUGGUGGCAGGAUUGAAUCUUACCAAGACGAACAUGGGAACCCUCUUGGGCCUGCUAGAGUUUGGCUUAAACACCAAGAUCUGCCAGGCUUAGCAAUGUCUCGUUCGCUUGGUGACGGUGUUGCCUCAUCUGUAGGAGUUAUAUGUGACCCUGAAAUCUUGGAAUUUAACAUGACCCCAGAAGAUAAGUUUAUCUGUUUAGGAAGUGACGGCAUUUUUGAAUUCAUCCCCAACGAAGACAUUGUAAAAAUCGUAGUCCCGCACUGGAGACUUCAAGACUCCGAUGGUGCUUGCAAAGCUUUGGCAAAAGAAGCUCACAACAGAUGGUGCAAAGAAGAAGAGGUGAUUGACGAUAUCACUUGUAUUUGUGUGUUCCUUAAUGUACUUAAAGCUUAA
Messenger RNA from Blepharisma stoltei, 1350 nucleotides. NCBI's taxonomy places the organism in Eukaryota, Ciliophora, Heterotrichea, Heterotrichida, Blepharismidae. The record is from the annotation of a GenBank genome assembly.